Molecule: messenger RNA, 2119 nt
Organism: Diospyros lotus (date-plum)
Lineage: Eukaryota; Viridiplantae; Streptophyta; Magnoliopsida; Ericales; Ebenaceae
Product: CBS domain-containing protein CBSX6
Exons: 2
Coding region: 348-1607 (419 amino acids)
Source: RefSeq, a predicted model, not a curated record
ACAGUGCAUUACUUUCUUUCUACACAGAGGGCCUGGCGGCUUUCCGGAACGUUCUUUCGAUUCAGAAACGGACUCCGAAGUGAUUUGAGAUCCCAAUAACAGAAUCAACCCUUCCUUUCAUGGGCCUUCAGCUUUCUUCCACUCUGUUAUGGCCAAUUGUCUCUCCCACUCUCCCUUCGCGAGACCCAUUUCUGAGUUCCUGAAUACCCUUCUUCACAGACUGCCCAUUACCCGUUUUCAUCUCCUCCUCAUCUUCCUUCACUCCCUAUUAUAGCAAUCACCCAGAAACUUCUUGUUUCCUCGGUUUAUCGUAACGGGGUUGUUUUGUCUUUUUCGCUGAAGAUAACAUGGCGACAGUGUUUUUGCACCAUGUAGUGGGGGAUCUGACGGUGGGGAAGCCGGAGCUGGUUGAAUUCGCUGAGACUGAGACGGUGGAGGCUGCAAUUCGAGCGAUCGGAGACUCGAUGGAAGGGGGAAUACCUGUCUGGAGGAAGAGAUCGCCGCACAACAAGAGUGCGAUUGAGAGUGCUGAGAUGCGGCAACAGAGGUUUGUGGGUAUUCUCAAUUCCCUCGAUAUCGUUGCCUUCUUGGCCAGAGAUGAUUAUUUGCAGGAUCAGGAUAAGGCCUUGAAGACCCCCGUUUCCCAGGUGGUUGCUCCCAAUGGUUCUCUCCUCAGGGAGGUCGAUCCUGCCACAAGAUUGAUAGAUGCACUGGAGAUGAUGAAGCAGGGUGUAAGGCGUCUCCUUGUUAGGAAAAGUGGAGUAUGGAAAGGAAUGAGCAAGCGAUUUUCAAUUCUCUAUAAUGGCAAGUGGCUCAGGAACCUUGAAACAUCUAGCAGCCAUGGGAACAUAGCUGCUACAAGCAUCAAUCGUCCUUCCACAUCUUCCACAGCGGCCAUCCAUGGUAAGUUCUGUUGUCUAUCAAGAGAAGAUGUCAUCCGUUUCCUCAUUGGCUGCUUGGGUGCAUUAGCUCCUCUCCCUCUCUCAUCUAUACAUUCCCUUGGAGCCAUCAGUCCAAAUUUCUUUUCCAUUGAAGCAUCCCAUCCAGCCCUUGAUGCCAUCCAAAAGAUUCCUCAGGAUCCCAGUGCAAUUGCAGUCGUGGAGGGCACUCCAGAUGGUCAAUGUAAGAUCAUUGGAGAGAUUUCAGCUUGUAAACUAUGGAAAUGUGACUACUUAGCUGCAGCAUGGGCCUUAGCCAAUCUCUCAGCAGGACAGUUUGUGAUGGGAGUUGAGGAGAAUGACUCAUCAAGCUCAUUACCUGAUAUUAUGGCUAAUCAAGCAGUCGGAGAUAACCAUUUAGCUAGUAAUGGUGGCUCAAUGAGGCCAAAAAGAUUCAGCAGCAGGAGCAUCGGGUUUGUAAGCAGGCCAAACCCUAGCUUUGUUGCUGGUAGAAGCAUGUAUAGGGGUAGAAGUGCGCCCUUGACAUGUAAGGUUACAAGUUCAUUGGCUGCAGUUAUGGCUCAGAUGCUGUCUCACCGAGCAACCCACUUAUGGGUGACUGAGGCUGAAAACGAAGAUGCAUUGGUUGGUGUGGUAGGUUAUCGGGACAUUUUGGUUGCUGUGACUAAACCACCAGUGGCGCCAAGUACUCUGGAAACAAUGGCUUAAGGAUCUCGUCUUCUUCCUUGUUCCCUCAUCAUUUUCUCAUGGUAAUUGUAACAAUUUUCUAUUUUGGGGGUCAAAUUCACGUCUGUUGAGAUUAGUCCCGUGUUUGUGUUGAGUGCAGUUGGAUUGGAAGAGAGGUUUGGUUGUCUUGGGCUUGUGUGGACUUCUAUGAUAUGCUGUGGUUGGUUAUUUAUGAAAUCAAAAUGUAUAAAUUCAAUGUACUUGGAUAUCUUGAUUUUGUAUAGACCUGGCAGAUGUUGGCUUGGCACAAUCAUCAUAAUUAUAGUCACAUUAUUUCUCACUUGCAAAUAUGUAGGGAUCUGGGAGUAGUUUGUGGUUGAACAUCACAAACUACUGCCUAAAAAUGCAGCCGUGUAGUGUGUCAUCGAGUAAAAUGUGACCAAAAUGUGGGGUUCAUUAAUUAGGUAUGGAGUAUGGCAAUUAUAGUAUUGUGAAGUUGUACAUUGAAUGAAUGAAUUAAUUUAAAAAAACAGGGUUUCUUGUUUUCCAUUGAA